This is a messenger RNA of Camellia sinensis, 1243 nucleotides long. Its product is annotated as ATPase complex subunit. Lineage: Eukaryota; Viridiplantae; Streptophyta; Magnoliopsida; Ericales; Theaceae. Gene Ontology annotation, biological process: mitochondrial proton-transporting ATP synthase complex assembly. Gene Ontology annotation, cellular component: mitochondrial inner membrane. The record is from RefSeq and is a predicted model, not a curated record.
CUGCUUGAGAUGCGAGGUAGAGAGAGAGAGAGAGAGAGAGUCUCAGACACCAGACGAGAGUAGAGAGAGAGAGAGAGGAAAUCAGGUCGAAGAUGUUGCGGUUGAAGCGGUUGAGCUCUAGGGCACCAAGAAUUCUCAGUUCUCGAAUCUUCUUCACAAUGGAAGACAAACCGAUCUUUCUCAUACCUUCACAUAAUCCAUCACAAAGGUCCUCAAAUCGCUUCCUCGACAUUUACCAGAUUGGAAACAAAGCUGCGAUCGAGAAAGAGCGUGCUCGACUUGCAGAUGAGAUGAAUAGGGGUUACUUUGCUGACAUUUCUGAGAUGAAGCAACAUGGUGGUAAGAUUGCAUUGGCAAAUAAGAUUAUAAUUCCGGCAAUGGCAGCUGUGAAGUUUCCAGCACUAGAAGUGAAUUAUUCGGAUGGUACAACUCUUAAGCUGCCGAUGACUUCUAGUGGGAAUGGUGUUGAUGCAUACAAGUCAGUUGUCCCAAAGGCAACCUUACUAUGUCUUUCAUUCCGAGCAAGUUCUCAGGCAAUGGUUGAUUCUUGGAGUGUGCCUUUUCUUGAGGCUUUCAGUAACUCAGAAAAAAUUAAGUUAUACGAGGUCUCCUUAAUAGACUCAUGGCUACUGUCGCUUAAUCCAAUUAAGCGGCUACUCCUUCGGAUAAUGAAGAAAUCUAAACCUGAUGGAAAGGAUAAUGUGCUGCAGAGACAGAUUGUUUAUUCAUUUGGGGACCAUUAUUACUUAAGAAAAGAGCUUAAAAUAUUGAACCUUCUCACUGGGUACAUAUUCUUGCUCGACAAUUUUGGUAGAGUACGGUGGCAAGGUUUUGGAUUGGCAACGCAAGAAGAGUUGUCGUCACUGUUGUCUUGCACGUCACUUCUAUUAGAAGAGAAGAGGAAUGAUAUAGCCAAAGCAGAUUAACAGGGUUGAGUGAAGUGAGAAUAUUUUAUGGUUGCUUUUUGUAUUCUAGAUAUUUUAAAAAAAAAAUUUAUUCAUUUUCAGAAAUUUAAAUGAGUCGAUUGCCUAGUGUUUUUUUGACAGUAAUGUGACUGGCAUCUGAUAAGCUGGAACGAGAUAGCAAAAGAAACCAUUGAAGCCGACAAUGCCAAUUAAAGUAAGCUGAUUUGUAGCAGAAUAAAUUUUGUUUUGACCAAAAAAAUGGAAAUUUAAUCCCUCAAUCUUGUGUAUUAAACCUUCUGCCUCAUCAAUACAUGAAAUACGUCUCAGAUUUAUAUUCA